AUGAGAUAUCAGCAUCUUUUUGUCAGGAGAAUUGAAAGAAAGAUGCAUCACUUCAUUCCAAGAAACCCCCAAAUCUUAUUUGCAGAGAAUGUUAAAAGCAUGGAGAUGAAGGUAACUGCCAUGGAAAAGUUUAUCCGCAGAUUUAGUUUGGUGGAACUUGAAAUGGCCACCAAUGAUUUGGACAACAAAAACGUCAUUGGAUACGGAAACAUGGGCCUCAUGUACAAGGCGGAGUUUCCAAAUGGCUUGUUGGUUGCGGUCAAGAGGCUCCAUAGGUUUGAGAGCUUUGAGAAAGAGUUCUUGUCAGAAAUUGAAAUUUUAGGACGAUUGAGUCACACAAACUUGGUACAACUGCUAGAUUUUUGCUUUGAAAUGGGGAAGAAAUUUCUAGUAUACAAAUAUAUGAUUAAUGGAACCCUGCAUCAAUGGCUAUAUGGUAGGCCACACCAAGCAGUCAUGAAGAUAGGAUGGACUUUAAGGUUAAAUAUUGCGGUAGGGUUAGCAAAAGGGCUUGCAUGGCUGCAUCACAACAAUGUCCUCCGGGUAGCCCAUCUCAAACUCAACUCAAAAUGUAUCUUAUUAGAUGACAAGUUUGAUCCCAAGAUAUCAAAUUUUGGCAACGUGAUAAUCUUGAUGAAUACAAGUGGCACCCCUUUAAGUGCUUCCAGUUUUGUAGUUCCAUAUUGA
This is a messenger RNA of Lactuca virosa, 687 nucleotides long. Lineage: Eukaryota; Viridiplantae; Streptophyta; Magnoliopsida; Asterales; Asteraceae. The record is from the annotation of a GenBank genome assembly.